GCCUGCGGCCUUCACCGUCCCCUCAGGCGUCCUCCUCCGCCGUCGCCUCCUCCUCCUUCUCGCGCUCUUCUUCUCUCUCUCUCCCUCUUUCCUUUUCUCCUCCUUAAUUCCCUCCAUCCUUCUCCAAAAGGGCGACGGCGCCCCCAGCGGUUCCCUCCCAAGCAGGCCUCGCCCCGCGGCCUGAGGCGAAGCAGGGCAGGAACUGAACGCCUCGCCUCGGCGGCUGGGCUUGAGGGGAGGCAGAGAGCGAGAGUACCAGCGCUAGCGGGCUGGCGGGCUGCUGGGCGGAGCGAGCAGGCCCCAGGCCCCAGCCCCGAGCGAGCGAGCAAGCCGGCCCCAGCCCGGAGAGCGCAGCGCAGCACAGCUUGGGCGGAGAAGGAGGAAGAGGCGGGUGCCUCCGCUGCCGCUGGCCUCCCCGUCUCCCUCCAUCCCUCGCUCGGCACACGCAAGAUGGCGGCCGUGGAGCUGGAGUGGGUGCCCGAGACGCUCUACAACACCGCCAUCUCGGCCGUGGUCGACAGCUACGGCCGGGCGCGCCGCAGGGACAUCCGCUCCUUGCCCGAGAACAUCCAGUUCGACGUCUAUUACAAGCUUUACCAACAAGGCCGACUCUGCCAGCUGGGCAGUGAAUUUUGCGAACUAGAAGUUUUUGCAAAGGUGCUUCGAGCUUUAGAUAAAAGACAUCUACUUCAUCACUGUUUCCAGGCAUUGAUGGAUCAUGGAGUAAAAGUGGCAUCAGUCCUGGCCUACUCGUUCAGCAGGAGGUGUUCCUACAUAGCAGAAUCAGAUGCUGCUGUGAAAGAAAAAGCUAUCCAGAUUGGAUUUGUCUUAGGAGGCUUCCUCUCAGAUGCCGGCUGGUACAGCGACGCUGAGAAGGUCUUCCUCUCCUGCCUUCAGUUAUGUACCCUUCACGACGAGAUGCUCCAUUGGUUUCGUGCGGUGGAGUGUUGCGUGAGGUUGCUGCAUGUCCGGAACGGCAACUGUAAAUACCACCUCGGAGAAGAAACGUUCAAAUUAGCACAGUCUUACAUGGACAAGCUAGCCAAGCAUGGCCAGCAAGCUAACAAGGCUGCCCUGUACGGGGAGCUGUGCGCUUUGCUCUUUGCAAAGAGCCAUUAUGACGAGGCUUACAAGUGGUGCAUAGAAGCCAUGAAGGAGAUCUCGGUCGGGUUGCCGGUGAAAGUCGUAGUGGACGUUUUACGGCAAGCUUCUAAGGCUUGUGUUGUAAAACGUGAAUUUAAGAAAGCUGAACAGUUAAUAAAACACGCAGUGUACCUCGCACGGGAGCACUUUGGAGCCAAACACCCUAAAUAUUCAGACACGCUACUAGACUAUGGGUUUUAUUUACUCAACGUAGACAACAUAUGCCAGUCAGUUGCAAUUUAUCAGACAGCGCUAGACAUCAGACAGUCAGUGUUUGGAGGCAAAAACAUCCAUGUGGCUACAGCUCAUGAAGACUUGGCUUACUCUUCUUACGUUCACCAGUACAGUUCGGGGAAGUUCGACAAUGCACUAUUCCACGCGGAGCGUGCGAUUGGCAUCAUAACCCACAUUCUCCCAGAAGACCACCUGCUUCUCGCCUCCUCCAAAAGAGUGAAAGCACUUAUCUUGGAGGAGAUUGCGAUCGACUGUCAUAACAAGGAGACAGAACAGAGGCUGCUCCAAGAAGCUCACGACCUGCACCUGUCUUCGCUCCAGCUCGCUAAAAAAGCCUUCGGGGAGUUCAAUGUGCAGACAGCAAAACACUAUGGUAACCUUGGCAGGCUUUAUCAGUCAAUGAGGAAAUUUAAGGAAGCGGAAGAAAUGCACAUCAAAGCGAUCCAGAUCAAGGAGCAGCUCCUCGGUCAAGAGGAUUAUGAAGUUGCUCUUUCCGUGGGACACCUUGCCUCGCUCUACAAUUAUGACAUGAAUCAGUACGAAAAUGCUGAAAAGCUCUAUUUGAGAUCCAUAGCAAUUGGGAAGAAGCUUUUUGGUGAAGGUUACAGUGGACUAGAAUAUGACUACCGGGGCCUCAUUAAACUGUACAACUCCAUUGGCAAUUACGAGAAGGUAUUUGAGUACCACAACAUUUUAGCCAACUGGAACCGGUUGCGGGAUCGGCAGUUUUCAGUUACAGACGCCCUUGAGGACGUGAGCACCAGCCUGCAAUCCACUGAAGAAGUUGUCCAGUCUUUCCUGAUGUCUCAGACCGUCGAAGGACAGAUUUGCUAAGGAACUUGGUUGAUUUUACCAACAUCUUUUCCCCCCCCCUUCUUCCGUUUUUCCCCAAAUUUACAUGGGAAAAGUCAUACUGUGAAAUUUGAAACCAUGUAGGGUUUUUUUGUGUAUUUUUUUCUCUCUCUGAGGGGGCUGCAGUUGCAUUGAAACACUGGUCCAGUCCAGUCCAUUAAAAAUAUCCCCUGUUUUUUGGGGGGAGAAAUCUCAACUUCGAAUGGAGUGACCAUACAAACAAAUGUGUGCUAAAAUUCUUACCAGCAUGAGUACAGCAUGUUUCGUUUUGGCUCACAUUUCAACUUGAGAGAGAGUGAGAGAGAGAUAUAUACAUUUAUAUAUUAAAAGAGAGAAAAACCAUAGACAUCUCUAUGUUAUCUUUUUUUUUUUGUCCAAGCGAAGCUACUUUACACGAAAUCUCUGCAAGAAUGGAAAGAGAGCAAUAAAGCCAUUAAACAGUU
This is a messenger RNA of Rhineura floridana, 2672 nucleotides long. It is a transcript of the gene APPBP2, whose product is annotated as amyloid beta precursor protein binding protein 2. Gene Ontology annotation, biological process: intracellular protein transport. Lineage: Eukaryota; Metazoa; Chordata; Lepidosauria; Squamata; Rhineuridae. The transcript is spliced from 13 exons. Bases 451 to 2211 code for a protein of 586 amino acids. Gene Ontology annotation, molecular function: protein binding. The record is from RefSeq and is a predicted model, not a curated record.